Alternaria rosae is the source of this 666-nucleotide messenger RNA. RefSeq lists its product as uncharacterized. The coding region runs from base 1 to 525 and encodes 174 amino acids. Lineage: Eukaryota; Fungi; Ascomycota; Dothideomycetes; Pleosporales; Pleosporaceae. The record is from RefSeq and is a predicted model, not a curated record. The transcript has 3 exons.
AUGAAGCUCUCCUCCCUCCUAUCCACUAGUGCGACCUUUCUGCUGGCAGCAGCCACCCCAGAUGAGUCCUCGCUCGCUGAAGCUAUGAGAAGCCUCGAGCCUGGUGACGGCAUAACUUGGCUUGCAGAUGACGGAGUGCUGCUUAGUUUCAACGCUGCCCGUGACACUGUCAUUGACUACGCCCAACUCAACGAGCGUCAGAUCGCCGAGUACACCAAGAGAUACGACAAAACCUGCACUGACAUUGAUGGCCGUGCAGUGACGUCCGCUACUCAGCUUUGGGCUGUUCUAGCCGGCGUCGUCGCACGCACGUCGAAUGCCAGAACAUCCGAGAACCUAAAGGUGCCUAAGACGUUAAUCGUGAGCGGACCAGGUUGUGUAGAGGGGGCUAUCUGCAACGAGACCCCUGACUAUUUUGAGUACAACUGUUUACGAUGCGUCCCUGUCCGCUCAACCCCGGGGGAAUGCCUGCCACAAGGUGGUUGUCCAUCCAUUCCUUCUCCGAAUGGAGAGUGUGCCAAUUGAGUACCUACGUAAACCUCGUUUCGAUCCAUGAUGUCAGUCGCUGAAGCCCUACUCGUGCAACUGAUCCCGCUCAAGCAGGAAAGUGAUGACGAAGAUCCGCAGCUAGCUAGAUACCUUAUCAUGAUCAUGUCAGAUAACGCA